Choloepus didactylus (southern two-toed sloth) is the source of this 951-nucleotide messenger RNA. Its product is annotated as olfactory receptor 52A1-like. The coding region runs from base 1 to 951 and encodes 316 amino acids. The record is from RefSeq and is a predicted model, not a curated record. Gene Ontology annotation, cellular component: membrane. Gene Ontology annotation, biological process: G protein-coupled receptor signaling pathway. Gene Ontology annotation, molecular function: olfactory receptor activity; G protein-coupled receptor activity. The transcript has a single exon. NCBI's taxonomy places the organism in Eukaryota, Metazoa, Chordata, Mammalia, Pilosa, Megalonychidae.
AUGUCUAUUACUAAUGGCACAGUGUUGAUGCCUUUGGUCUUGUCACUGAUUGGAAUUCCUGGUUUAGAAUCUGUGCAGUGUUGGAUGGGGAUUCCAUUCUGUGCUAUGUACAUCAUUGCUUUGAUUGGGAAUUCCCUACUUUUGAUCAUCAUCAAAUCUGAGCGCAGCCUCCAUGAGCCCAUGUAUAUCUUCCUGGCCAUGCUUGCAGCCACAGACAUUGCACUUAGCACCAGCAUUGUGCCCAAGAUGCUUGGAGUUUUUUGGUUCCACUUGCCAGAGAUUUAUUUUGACACUUGCCUCUUUCAGAUGUGGCUCAUCCAUACAUUCCAGGGUAUUGAGUCAGGAGUUCUGCUGGCCAUGGCUCUGGACUGCUUUGUGGCCAUCUGUUAUCCCCUGAGGCAUGCUACCAUAUUCACUUGCCAGCUAGUCACUCAUAUUGGAGUCAGUGUGACACUGCGGCCUGCCAUUCUGGUAAUCCCUUGCCUAUUGCUCAUAAAGUGUCGUCUGAAACUUUACCGAACCAAGUUAAUAUCACACACUUACUGUGAACACAUGGCCCUUGUGAAGCUUGCGGCUGAAGAUGUUUAUAUAAGUAAGGUCUAUGGACUAUUUGGAGCUUUCAUUGUCGGUGGGUUUGACUUCAUUGUCAUCACCCUCUCCUACAUCCAAAUAUUUAUCACUGUUUUCCACCUGCCCCAGAAAGAAGCUCGCCUUAAGGCAUUUAAUACCUGUAUUCCCCACAUAUGUGUCUUCUUCCAAUUCUAUCUCCUGGCUUUUUUCUCCUUUUUCAGUCACAGAUCUGGAUCUUAUAUUCCAUCAUAUAUACACAUCACCUUGUCCAAUCUUUACCUGCUGGUCCCACCUUUCCUCAACCCCAUUGUCUAUGGAGUGAAGACAAAGCAGAUUCUAAAUCAGGCAGUAAAAAUCUUCUGUUCCAAAGGCCAGACUUGA